UGAGGCUACUGAAAAAUGGGCCCCACUAAUAUGAAUCAAGAGCUCGAGGAUACUAAUCAUACCGUCCUCGGUUCUAGGAUGAUGAAGUUCUUAUCAGCACCCCCUUCCCACGCUUCUUUUUAUCAACGCUCGCUGCCUUUCCUCAUUCACCACCUUCCUUUCCAUCCUUCUGUUCUCCUCAGACUCACUCUCGAUCGUCAGACGCGUCUGAUGGGAACCCAAACCAUCGCCCUUUCUAUCUUCCUCUCGUUCCUUCUCCUCCAAUCUCUCAUUCCCAUCUCUGCCGAUGGCAUUUUGAGAAUCGGCCUGAAAAAGAAGGCUUUCACCCAAAACAGCAGGCUCGCGUCUCAGUUCGGCGCAAACGAGAGCGAGUCUCUGAGAGCAGCGAUUCGAAAGUACGGCCUCGAUGGAAAUCUCAGAGACAGCGGCGCCGGUGGUCCCAGCACCGACAUUAUCGCGUUGAAGAAUUACAUGGACGCUCAAUACUUCGGAGAAAUCGGCAUCGGCACUCCACCACAGAAGUUCACCGUCAUCUUCGAUACCGGGAGUUCUAAUCUCUGGGUCCCUUCUUCCAAGUGCUAUUUAUCGGUUGCUUGCUAUAUGCAUGCUAGGUAUAAGGCGGGAUUGUCGAGUACUUACAAGAAGAACGGGACGUCUGCUGAAAUUCAAUACGGUACUGGAGCAAUUUCUGGAUUCUUGAGCCAAGACAAUGUUCAAGUUGGUGACCUCGUCGUCAAGGAUCAGGUUUUUAUUGAGGCAACUCGAGAGCCGGGCAUGACAUUUGUGGCAGCCAAGUUUGAUGGUAUACUUGGGCUUGGAUUUCAAGAAAUCUCUGUUGGGAAGGUUGUCCCUGUAUGGGACAAUAUGGUCAACCAAGGGCUUGUUAAAAAUCCAGUUUUCUCCUUUUGGUUUAACCGAAAUGCCCAAGAUGAAGAGGGUGGUGAGAUUGUGUUUGGAGGGGUUGACCCCAACCAUUAUAAGGGCCAGCACACAUAUGUUCCUGUGACUCAGAAAGGCUACUGGCAGUUUGAUAUGGGCGAUGUGCAUAUUGGUGGUGAAACAACCGGAAUCUGUUCAGAUGGCUGUUCAGCAAUUGCCGAUUCCGGAACUUCUUUAAUUGCUGGUCCAACAGCUACUAUUACUGAAAUCAAUCAAGCCAUUGGUGCUGCUGGUGUUGUUAGCCAGGAGUGCAAAGCAAUUGUUGCACAAUAUGGGGAACUCAUAAUUGAAAUGUUGUUAUCUGAGGCACAACCCAAGAAAAUCUGCUCACAGAUUGGUUUGUGUGCUUUUGAUGGAACACGAGGUGUUAGCAUUGGUAUUGAGAGUGUUGUGAAUGAGGACAAAUCAUCUCUUGGUCGGAAUGAUGCUAUGUGUUCCGCUUGCGAGAUGGCAGUUGUAUGGAUGCAAAAUCAGCUUAGGAGGAAUCAAACGGAGGACCGCAUACUGAGCUAUGUUAAUCAGCUUUGCGAUCGACUCCCGAGUCCCAUGGGAGAAUCAGCUGUUGACUGCAAUAGUCUUUCUUCCAUGCCCGCCGUUUCUUUCAACAUUGGGGGCAAAACAUUCUCUCUCACUCCAGAGCAGUACAUACUGAAGGUUGGGGAAGGUACUGCAGCUCAGUGCAUAAGUGGGUUCACUGCUUUGGAUGUGCCUCCUCCUCGUGGCCCUCUGUGGAUAUUGGGAGAUGUCUUCAUGGGAGUCUACCACACCGUGUUCGACUAUGGCAACUUAAGGGUUGGAUUUGCCAAAGCUGCUUAAACCUUUUAUAAUCCGUGAACAGUAUCACAUCUUUUUCUCUUUCCUUGGCUUUUAAGUACUUGGGUAUGUACAUAACACGCUUCAAAUAUAUGCCUUAUAGAGCAUUAUCUAGUAAGCAUAUUACAUAAA
Molecule: messenger RNA, 1884 nt
Organism: Magnolia sinica
Lineage: Eukaryota; Viridiplantae; Streptophyta; Magnoliopsida; Magnoliales; Magnoliaceae
Product: phytepsin-like
Exons: 13
Coding region: 16-1755 (579 amino acids)
Biological process (GO): lipid metabolic process; proteolysis
Molecular function (GO): aspartic-type endopeptidase activity
Source: RefSeq, a predicted model, not a curated record